UAGAAGCAAAACUUUAGCUCUACAUGUUUGUAAAAACACCAACAAACAAUGGACAGGAAACAGAAUCUGAACCGCAACGAGACCUUCUCCUUCGUCAACCCCUGGAUCAGAUAUUUUCUCUUCUUCUUCAGCUUUUUAUUCUGGGUUUUCUCAUUGUUAAUUGUUGCCAUCGGGGUGUAUGCUAAAGUCCAGAAAGCUACAGACACGGUGCGGGACACGUUCCUGAUCGACCCGGCUGUGAUCCUAAUCGUGGUGGGGGUGGUCAUGUUCUUCAUCACUUUCUGCGGCUGCAUCGGAGCCCUGCGAGAGAACAUUCGCCUCCUCAAGACAUUCUCCUUCACCCUGACGUUUGUCUUCCUCACCCAGCUAGCCAUAUCCAUCAUGGGCUUCUUCUAUUCUGAUCAGACCCGGGAUGCUCUGGGAAAGUUUGUGAAGAAAGCCAUCGUGCACUACAGGGAUGACCUGGAUCUGCAGAAUCUGAUGGAUUACAUCCAGAAAGAGUUCAAGUGUUGUGGGUGGAACAACUACACAGACUGGUCUUGGAACCUGUACUUUAAUUGUACUCAUGAGAACCCCAGCACGGAGCGCUGUGCUGUGCCUUACUCCUGCUGCACUCCUGUUCCUGGAGAGACGGUGGUCAACACUAUGUGCGGGUUUGGGGUUCAAACCCAGAAAUACCUGGAGGCAAACAAGUUCAUCUUCCCGGUGGGCUGUGCCGACAAAGCGGUGUUGUGGAUCGAGUCUCAUCUGUUGCUAUUGGGGGCCCUUGCCCUUGGUCUGGCCUUGCCUCAGAUUGCAGGCAUCGUGCUGUCCCAGAUCCUGAUCUCUCAGAUCCAAGAUGAGAUUACCUCAGUGUUGUGAGAGCGGGCCGGCGCAGAGGAAGAGAAGGGAGGAAGAGGAGGGAGGAAGAGGAGGGAGGAAGAGAACAUACAGUGCUCUACUCAGCUCGUCUGACACGCGCAAGGACAUCUUUUCUUACG
Trematomus bernacchii (emerald rockcod) is the source of this 980-nucleotide messenger RNA. It is a transcript of the gene tspan33b, whose product is annotated as tetraspanin 33b. Gene Ontology annotation, cellular component: membrane. NCBI's taxonomy places the organism in Eukaryota, Metazoa, Chordata, Actinopteri, Perciformes, Nototheniidae. The coding region runs from base 49 to 861 and encodes 270 amino acids. The transcript has 8 exons. The record is from RefSeq and is a predicted model, not a curated record.